UUUACCCCCAGUUGCGCACGCGCUACUACAGGGCAUAAAGUCUCACGAGAAAAUUCUAGGGUAGGGUUUGAAAAAUGGCGGACGAAGUGGACCAGCAACAAACUACCAAUACUGUAGAGGAACCCUUGGAUCUCAUCAGACUCAGUCUUGAUGAGAGAAUAUAUGUGAAAAUGAGAAAUGACAGAGAACUUCGAGGCAGGUUACAUGCUUAUGACCAGCACUUAAAUAUGAUUCUGGGUGAUGUCGAAGAGACUGUGACAACAAUAGAGAUCGAUGAAGAAACCUACGAAGAGAUUUAUAAAUCUACCAAGAGGAAUAUCCCCAUGCUGUUUGUCAGAGGAGAUGGAGUUGUACUUGUAGCUCCUCCCCUGAGGGUUGGCUGAAACUAUGAAAAUGUGUCCUUUGCAAAGUGUCAGACCACGGGACACUGACUUCUGCUGUUCACACAAUAAGAUUUUGCAUCUCUUUUACAGAACAUUGUCAGCGUUCAACAAUAUGUUGUAAAGGCACCAUUUUGUUUGGGAAAAACGAUUUAAGAGUUUACCAUAUUAAUUUAAUUAUAUAACAGUUUCUUGUGCCAGUUAAAUCAGUGGAUUUAACGUAUUUAAUUAAAUCAGUUGCUUCAGUUAAAUCAGUGGAUUUAACACAUUUAGUUACAUUUGUGGCAGUUAUCUUUUUAAAAAAUAAAUCUCUAGUUUGCUUA
Molecule: messenger RNA, 703 nt
Organism: Eublepharis macularius
Lineage: Eukaryota; Metazoa; Chordata; Lepidosauria; Squamata; Eublepharidae
Gene: LSM3
Product: LSM3 homolog, U6 small nuclear RNA and mRNA degradation associated
Exons: 4
Coding region: 75-383 (102 amino acids)
Biological process (GO): mRNA splicing, via spliceosome; P-body assembly
Cellular component (GO): catalytic step 2 spliceosome; U4/U6 x U5 tri-snRNP complex; P-body
Molecular function (GO): RNA binding
Source: RefSeq, a predicted model, not a curated record